Molecule: messenger RNA, 975 nt
Organism: Chaetomium fimeti
Lineage: Eukaryota; Fungi; Ascomycota; Sordariomycetes; Sordariales; Chaetomiaceae
Exons: 2
Coding region: 1-975 (324 amino acids)
Source: RefSeq, a predicted model, not a curated record
AUGUCUCGACGAGUUCAUCACCGCAACGCUGAGCCCAUAAACCGGCCGUUUUACGAUGAAGCGCCGAUGGUUGGCCCUCCCGAUUGUUCGGAAGCCGCCUUUCAGCAGCCCCUCCUCCGGCGGUGUCCUUUCGAUCUCUCCGCUAUUUCGUGGGUUGCUCUAUUGAGUGGUGGGCUUGACGGGCUAGUCUGGAAAGUCAUGGUUGGCGACCAGGGUCCCUUUGCUGUUAAAGUAUUUUGGGAUACCAGGCCGCCGCCAAAGCACCAGCUCUAUUAUGCGGCUCAGCGAGAGGCCCAAAACGCUGCGCUCCUGGAGAAGAUGGCAGCUGCGGCUAGUCAUGACACAGACACUCUUCCCAUACGAGUACACUCUCGACCGGUUGGCUACGAGGACGCCAUUGACAAUAUGUUGGCUUUCUCCACCGAGGGCCGCCAGAGAGGGCAGGUGAAAGACGCUGACAGUGUGCAAAUCUCAUCAGUUCCGCGUGUGAAAAAGUGCUUCGGCUGGCUGAAGAUCGACGGCGAGUAUCUCUACAACCUACCGCAGCGGCGACUGCGCCCGAUAUUUGUCAGAUUGCCCAAGUUCGGCGACCGUUGUAUAGUGAGCGGUCAGCAUCACUUUGCCAUCAUGUACGAGUACAUCCCGGAAGGUGAUAACGACACGGGUCAGAUGCAGCGAGUCUUGGAUUUCCUUUGGCGGGCUGGUUUUGAUUACAGCCAGACGCUUCAAAAGGAGAACUGGAAAAGUGGUGUGCCCGUGGACCUAUCCGAUUUUAUAUCUCCUCUAGGUGACAGUUGGCAUCCGAGGAGAUACGGGAAGGUAGAUGCCAGUCGGGCAUUCUUACCGCCACCUCCGCCUCCACCACCACCUUCGACUUGGACCGGCGCUCAGACUGACUCCAGCGCCUCAUCCGCAUCCGCUUCCCCAUUGCCUCCAAUGCGUCAGUCCUCCUCGGAUACUGAUGACGGCGAAUAG